UCGUGAUACAUCAAUCAGCCACAGACCACUCCCUCUCUCAGUCUGAACGGAAGAGCAGCAGUUUUAUUUGCCACAAUGUUGCUGUCAGGGUUUUCUUCUCAGGGCUUGUGCACAGCCGAGAAUGGCGGAGGCCAGCGCGCUUGAGGAGCUCCAGUCGGAGCUCACCUGUCCGGUGUGCUUGGAGCUGUUCCACGAUCCCGUUAUUCUCGAGUGCGGACACCAUUUCUGCCAGGUCUGCAUCAUCCAGUGCUGGGAAGUCAAAGCGGACGAGUUGUCGAGUUGUCCAAAGUGUAGAAAGUCGUGCGCCCGCAAACUGCGGCCCAACUCGCUUCUGUGCAACGUUGUGGAUAGUGUGCGCAGAGCCCGGGCCAUGGACCCUGCCGCUGGGAUAACCAGAUGGGACCUGGACCCGAUGGAGAAUCCGGAAGAACAGGACACUGGAUUCAGCAUGAGUAGUGUAGCGUCGUCCGUCGGGCACUGGCUGCAUCUGGGUAUGGAUAUGUGCGAGGAGCAUAGGGAGAAACUGAAGCUUUACUGUGAGGACGACCAGCUCCCCAUCUGCCUGGUGUGCGGCAUGUCCAGAGACCACAAGACCCACAAUAUCAUCCCUAUUACUGAGGCUUUUGAAAACUAUAAGGACAAGCUGUCUGUUGCUCUAGAGAGGGUUCAACUACAGACUAAGGAGGCCAUGCUCUUCCAAAGACAGACCACUGAAAAGAUCCUUCUCGUUAAGGAGCGGGCAGGAGAUGUGGAGGAGCUGGUCUCUGCAGAGUUCGGCCGUCUGAGAGAGUUCCUACUUGAGGAGGAGGAGUGCAUAAAGAAGAAACUGCAGAAGCAGAAAGAGGAGAAGCUCAGCCAGCUGGAGGAGGCGCUCACUCGAGCAACAGAGCAGCUCAGCCAAUUGGAAUGCACGGCCGAGCAGCUUCGACUCAAACUGAAGGAAGAAGAAAACCCAGAGCAGCUCAAGGGAAUCAGAGAUUUCAUUGGAGAGACUGAGAGCUUCUUUGAGCGCUUCCCAGAGGUGAGUGUGGAUCUGCAGUCAGGGGAGUUUCUGGGACCUCUGCAGUACAGAACCUGGAGGAAAAUGAGCUCCAUUCUUCAACCAGCUGUCACAGCAGUGACCCUCGACCCAGACACGGCCUAUCCCUGUUUGUGGGUUUCUCCGUGUCGCACCAGCGUCCGGAUGGGGAAAAUCCAGCCCGACCUACCCAACAACCCGGAGCGCUUCACCCGCUACAACAUCGUCCUGGGCUCUGAAGCUUUCUCCUCUGGCAGACACUACUGGGAGGUAGAGGUGGGCUCCAAGACAGCGUGGGGUCUGGGUGUGGCCGCAGCCUCCGUCAACAGAAAGGAGGAGAUCAGCCUCUGCCCGGAAGAUGGUUUCUGGACCCUGGUGAUGAGGGACAAUGGCAACGGCACCAGUGAGUAUGAAGCUUGCACCGACUCAGUGGACAGCUUGUUAUAUCCCUCCAAACCCCCCAGGAGGGUGGGGAUCUAUCUGGACUAUGGUCGUGGUGAAGUGGCCUUUUAUGAUGCAGGAGACAUGAACCACCUCUUCACCUUCAAUGAUGCGAAAUUCAAAGAGCCUGUUUUCCCGUAUUUCAAUCCCUGGCCGAUUAUCAACGGAUGCAACCGGGAGCCACUCACCAUAGUAACGCCACACUGGAGAUAGUUGUUAUUGUUAACAAAUCCCACAAAAAGAUCAACACUCACACUUUGUCCUACUAAUGUGUACAUUCUGUGUAACCAAAGCCUGUUAUACCUUAUUCCUUUGUUCAGUAAACCUUCACUGAUGUUCAGAAACUAAACAGACAGGAGCUAGUGUUGCUCUGGCUGACAUGUUCCUUCAUUAUGAUGAACAUAGGCACUGUAGUUUAUUUUGAGUCCAUCCCACAUACAAUGCCAUGCUGCCAGUAACACUAGUUCUGGAUCACCAAAUGCUUAUUAACCGGGACCUGAAAAUAGUCCCAAACAAAUGCUCAAUUUCCUCCUGGUAACAUUUAGUAACAAUUACAGUGAAGCAUUAUAUUUGUAUGGCUUUUAAAGAUUUACAUGUUCAGUAGAAGUGAGUGAGGUUGGGUCUAUGAGUCGAGUACUGAGAGACGGACUGACACAUUGUUGGUUUUGGUCUUUCCAUAGGGUUUGUUGACAGUAAGAAAAAUGCAGAUGGAAUUUGUAUUUGUUCUGAAUUCACUGGGAAUGAGGGUAAAGCAUAUUGCUUGCUAAAAUAUAAUCAUAUGGUAGAGUCUUGGCAGAAAGGUUUAAAAUUGUAUUAAUCAGUUUUGAUGCAAUAUCAUACUGUGUCUUUUAAAACAUCUAACAAUAUGAGCACAUUACAUUUGACUGUUUUCAUAUAUAUCCUGUCAUGAUAUUGUAAUAACAUGUAAAACACUGAUGUGUGUAACAGAUUUAAGUAUUAAUAGCUUCUGCAUGGACACUUCUCACCAUGACAUUUAUCCAACACUACUUUUCUAAAGUGUAAAUGACAUCUUUUGCAGAUUGGGAUCAGAGUAGACACCGUCUACAUAUUUGGCAUGAGAGUUUAAUAACACUUUCAGUUGUUGAUACAUUUUAUUCCACCAGAGGGCGCCCAAGAUGAACUCUGAGUGCAGCAUCACUCUGCCCUUCAGUGGUCUUUAUAAUACAACACUGAGCUUUCAUGAGCCAUACAGAGUCCAGCCUCCGCCAGCAGCAGCACACACACAGCUUUUAGGAAAAGGUUCAUCUCAGAAAGUAAUGAAGGGUUAUUCAUCAUUUGAUACCAGGGUUUCCAGUAAAGUCAAGCCCAUUAUAUUAUUAUAUAGCUCAAUAUCACAAAUCACAAAUUUGACUCAAGGGGUGUUACAAUCUAGAUAAUGUUUUAUAUAAAAGGAGGAGAAAUCUACAGCAACAGAAAAUGUGUACUGAGCUAGGUGAACUGGAACUUUGUUAUCAGUUUGUCACACUACAAUACAGGAACCUCACAUUACCGGCAUAGAGCUGAAGUAACACCCUGUUUCACUCAAGAUAAACAGUCUAAAAUAAGAAUGUGCAAUCAAAUAGGAAAGGGAAUAGGACAAAAGAGCCACACCCUGUGCUAGAAGGGCUUUCAGAUUGAUAUAUGCAAUGGUUACAUUUACAAGUUUCAAUAAUCAUUUGAUUAGGUUGCUUUGGUGUUUACAUGUCACAGAUAGUUAAAAAGGGGUUAAAGGGUUCCCUCGUGCCACUUGAGCAAUUUGAUCUUCUGUGACUACUGUUAUGAACAAAUAUGAAAUGAGAAGUUUGACGCAAAUAAAACAGAUCUGUUAUUCAUUUUAGCUAAAUGUCUGAGCAUCAUCUGCCUAUACAUUAAUUGAUCUGGAAUUUGAUAUUUUUGCAGUGUCAUGUAAUGCAAGCCUUCACAGCUGCCACUCCCCCUGUCAGUCAGCCCUUUCUUUGACCUAUUUCAGGAAGUGUCAGGGUGAAAGGUACAGAAGUUCAGCUAAGAGUCACAUAUUUACUCUUUCUCCCUGAAAGUUUUGUUUCCAUUCCUAAUCUUGUUUGUCUACCCAUCAUCCUUCAGUUGUCAGAAAACUGAUGUGCCCAAAA
Messenger RNA from Monopterus albus (swamp eel), 3567 nucleotides. Its product is annotated as zinc-binding protein A33-like. The record is from RefSeq and is a predicted model, not a curated record. Gene Ontology annotation, molecular function: protein binding; zinc ion binding. The coding region runs from base 122 to 1672 and encodes 516 amino acids. NCBI's taxonomy places the organism in Eukaryota, Metazoa, Chordata, Actinopteri, Synbranchiformes, Synbranchidae. The transcript is spliced from 6 exons.